Echinococcus granulosus is the source of this 1131-nucleotide messenger RNA. RefSeq names its product Homeobox protein aristaless-like 4. The transcript has 4 exons. Gene Ontology annotation, molecular function: RNA polymerase II transcription regulatory region sequence-specific DNA binding; DNA-binding transcription factor activity, RNA polymerase II-specific. NCBI's taxonomy places the organism in Eukaryota, Metazoa, Platyhelminthes, Cestoda, Cyclophyllidea, Taeniidae. The record is from RefSeq and is a predicted model, not a curated record. Gene Ontology annotation, biological process: regulation of transcription by RNA polymerase II. The coding region runs from base 1 to 1131 and encodes 376 amino acids.
AUGCUGUUACAAAAGGUGCGUUUAAUCCUGCACGGUGACAUGUGGUCUCUGCGCUCUGAGAAUCCAAUUUUGAUUUCAUGGCAGAGAGCUCCAGUAAUGCAGCACAUGUGGUCGUUGCUACGACCGCCACCGCAGCCGCCACUACUACAGCCGAAAACCCAGCACCAACAAAAGCAGAGUUAUCCAAACCUCGUUGUUUUUAACCGCACUGCAAACACAAUCCACCUGAAUGUGUGCACAAACAGCAAUGAGGAGAAGCAAAAGAAACGUCGAAAUCGAACUACCUUUACAAGUUUCCAGCUCAAUGAAAUGGAGCGUAUAUUUCAGAAAACCCACUAUCCAGACGUCUACGCCAGAGAGCAGCUGGCACUGCGGACGGGUCUCACAGAGGCACGAGUUCAAGUGUGGUUUCAGAACCGACGAGCAAAGUGGCGGAAGAGAGAACGCCUCUGCAAUGGUACCAGCGUCGGCAGUGCUGACACCAUCUCCCCAAUGCCCUCCGUCUUCUCCUACAGCGAGUUUUCCGACAGCACGGGUGUAUUUACCGAUGGUCUACGCAAAAGCCUUGAGCAUUCAGAAGUUCCCUUCCCCUCCGACAUAAUUGCUAGAAAUAAAUUACCCUACGGCGCAGAAUAUCCCCCCUUUCUGUGUAAUCCUAUGCGACCGAAUGUCCAACAGAAAGCAUACCUGUCGAGGUACGUUAGACCAUCACCCGAUCAAGCCCCUUUUGAUGAGGCUUCACGCAUCUUCAGCUCGCUGAUGCCGAAAUUGUGUAACCCUGUGGUAGAGACUUCACCACCACCUCCGCCACCUAUUCUUCCCCCCUAUCCUCCUCCUCAUCAAAACAAUCAGCAUCAGCCACAGACACAUGUUCAACAGGAUUCACAGCUGUGCUUUAAUCUGCACGAGAAUCUGAAGACACCGGGAGGUAUUUCACGGCUCAUGAAGGAGUGGCCCGAAGCAGAGGAUGUUCGGUGGGCAUUGCAUAACGGUCAGUGGACUAAACAACACCAAUCAGGAAUGACUACCAGGACACAGUUGUUCAUGUACUCCCCGGCCUUUGAAGGCUACGCAAAGCAGUACGCAGUUCACCAGAAUGGUGAAACGACAAUACCGACUUUGAAUAAGUGA